Gossypium raimondii (Peruvian cotton) is the source of this 1629-nucleotide messenger RNA. RefSeq names its product cytochrome b561 domain-containing protein At4g18260. Lineage: Eukaryota; Viridiplantae; Streptophyta; Magnoliopsida; Malvales; Malvaceae. Gene Ontology annotation, molecular function: transmembrane monodehydroascorbate reductase activity. The coding region runs from base 345 to 1046 and encodes 233 amino acids. The transcript has 4 exons. The record is from RefSeq and is a predicted model, not a curated record.
UAGUAUGAUGAAUUUAAUAGUUGAGGUUACUUCUUAGAUACAUUCACCUGUAUAUACUGAAGAAUCAGCUUUUGAAAUUUAUUCCACAAAAAAGACCUUUUUCUUUUGAAAUGGGGUGCUUAUAUAUUGGCAAAAGAAAAGGAAACAAAGUUAUUGAUAAUUCUCUGUGAAAAAAAAAGAAGAGUUGAGUACUAUGCAUUUGAGUAUGCUGGUCUCUGGUCUAAGCUUAUAAGCCUGUCAUCUUAUAAUUACACCAUUGCCAACACUUGUUAUUGCUGUUUUUUUUUUCUAACACACCACCAUACCUCAUCUGUGUUUUUCUUUAGCUUUUCGCUUGAAGAACAAUGCAAGUUCUUGCAGGGAAACUGGUUUCUUUCACCAUGUUCAUACUACUCGUCCCAUCGUUUGUAAUCUCAAUUGAUGAAGACAACAAUGACAACAUUAAAAAGGUGAUCAGUCAUAAACUGAUGUUUGAGAUUACACUGCAUGGAUUCCUCCUUUGGGCAUCAAUGGGGUUUUUAAUGCCUAUUGGGAUACUUGCUAUUAGAAUGUCAAAUGGAGAAGAAUGUGGAAGAAAGCUUCAAAUUCUUUUCUAUGUUCACGCAGUUUCACAGAUACUUUCAGUACUUCUUGCUACAACAGGAGCAAUUAUGUCAAUAAAAAACUUCAACAAUUCCUUCAACAAUCAUCAUCAAAGAUUAGGUGUAGCUUUAUAUGGCAUCAUAUGGUUACAAGCCUUAACCGGAGUUUUACGUCCAUGGAGGGGAUGUAAGGGAAGAACUGUCUGGUUUUUUGCACACUGGUUACUGGGAACUACAGUGUGUAUUUUAGGUGUAAUCAGCAUAUACACUGGAUUGGGAGCAUAUUAUGACAAGACAUCAAAGAGUACAAAGCUUUGGACCAUAGCUUUUACAGUUGAGAUCACUGUGAUUGUGUUGAUUUACUUGUUUCAAGACAAAUGGGUGCAUAUACAAAACCAAGGUGUACCAGUGAGACCUAGUGAAGAACACGGUUCAAUUGGUAAUGAAAAAGGAACCGACAAGUGAGCAUUAUUGAAGAAACAAAAAAGGGUUACAAAGUGACUUAAAUUUACUAACACAUUUCAUUUUUUGUUGGUGUUAGAAAAAAAAAAACAUGUUCAAAUGUUGGAUCAAUCUUUUGUUGGUGUUGGAACAAAAACAUGCUCAAAUGUUUGAACAAAGCAAAAAGAUGGCAACAGUUUCAAAAACCAUAAAAUGGGGUCAUCCACAAUCCAUAAAUCAGUCUAAAAGUUUCUUAUGAUGCUUUUGAAAAUCUCAUCUGCUAUGAUUUCAAAACUAAUGAAAAAACCUAAAAUAAACAAAAUAUUCUUAUAGUGAACUUUCAGAUUAUGCUAUGGUCAUGAGAAGUAUAUGAUACUCUUAUGCAUUAAGUCAAUAUUUUCUGCACAAGGAAAUAUUAGAGAAAAAAAUCAUAUAUUACUCCACUAGCAGGAAUUUUCAAUCAGAUUGGUUUGGCAUGCAAGAUUUGAUUGGUUAAAUUCUGAUAUUAGUCUUUAUAAAAUGCAUAAAUUAUGUAUUUAGCCCUUUUGUUUUAAUUUGGUCAAGAUUAUGGUAGCUAUUAUAUUUAUUAAGUUUUGCUAUUUUCAAA